Molecule: messenger RNA, 3386 nt
Organism: Trachemys scripta elegans
Lineage: Eukaryota; Metazoa; Chordata; Testudines; Emydidae
Gene: CHRNA1
Product: cholinergic receptor nicotinic alpha 1 subunit
Exons: 9
Coding region: 1852-3189 (445 amino acids)
Biological process (GO): nervous system process; regulation of membrane potential; chemical synaptic transmission
Cellular component (GO): postsynaptic membrane; neuron projection; synapse
Molecular function (GO): transmembrane signaling receptor activity; acetylcholine-gated monoatomic cation-selective channel activity
Source: RefSeq, a predicted model, not a curated record
AAAAAAGACACUGAAAUCUUUGGGGAUUUUUAGCAAAUAUGGCUUGAAAUGCAAUAUACUGUAACAAACAUUUUAAUUUAUUUGUGAGGAAUACUGAUAAGGAAACUGAAUUGAUUGGCAGCUGCAUGUGUUGUGCUGGGACCUAUUAAUAAUCCAAUUAAACUGUCCCCUAAGAGAUUAAGUAUUUUAUAAUCUUAAAUAUUUUUCACCAAAUUAAAAAAAAAUUGUUAUAUUCCUACCAAGCCCUAUCAGAAUAGAACUGUAGGAAGGAUUUUGUUAAUUGGAUUAAUAGAAACCAGUGUAACUCUUGACCUAAAUAUGACUCUGGGAUCAUAACAUACCGUCUGAAACAUGACACCCAAUACUGCCCUUCCUGUCAGUGGAAACAGGAGCUGUUUGUCUGCAGCAGAAUGUGAUGUAAACUUCCGUGUUUUGCCAUCCAAGCAUCUUAAUAGCAAGAGUUGUGUCAUUUCAGUGAAUCUGAUCCAUUUGGAGAAAAGUAUUUCAUAUAGUACAAAGCAGCUGAGACCCAGGAGCAGAUUAAGGCUGGAUCCUCAGAUUCCCAGCUCAACUGUCUUAAAGUAAAUCAAUUUGAAACUAAGAGUGAAAUUCUGGCCCCACUGAAGCCAAUGGCAACACUCCAAUGGACUUCAAUGGGCCAGGAUUUUGACCUAAGAACCUAUUCAAGGGUCUGAGCUCAGAAAAAGGAUUUUCAGAAGUGCUAACCGCUGACCUAAAUCUGCUCCCACCACCGUCCAUUCCUGUUGCAGGACGAAAAGAUCACUGGGAGCAAGACAGGCAGCUCUGUGAUACUGAGUACAAGGAAACGUGUUGUGCCCUUGUAAUACUGCAUUAGCCAGGCUGUAGUUUGGUCCCUUGUAGGUAGUGGAAUUUAGUUUAAUGCUUUCUCAACCCCAUGGCACACCCCACCUAUUUUCACAAGUGGUUUUAUUAUGUGCUCUCUGCCAGCGUGAAGAGAAUGAACUGACUCAUAAAAAUACGCUGUUACUGAAAAUGUCAAGUUGAUAGCAGCUUCUAGAAUAUAUGCAAUGUAGCAAAGGGCUUUAGCAUUGUAUGUUAUCCCUUUCCCACCUGGUGAGGGCUUGGGUUUUCAUAUUAUGCAAAAUGUACAAAGGCCAUUUUACAUACCAACUGUUAGCUUUCUCUGUGACCUGAAGCAGAUGUACACAACCACUUUCUGGAGAAAAGAUGAAAGAUGUAGGAAUAAGACUGCAAGAUGACCGUUCCCUUGUGGCUCUCUCAAAAUGAAAUGGGAACUCACCAUAGGGUAUGCAACUGAUCCAAAUAAUUUCUAAAGCAGAUUUUUUCUGUAUGUAUCUUUUCACUGAAAGAGUGAGUGAGCAAGAUACGAGAAGAGGAAAUGGAAUGAACAUUAAAUAAAGAUAAAGUGUUAGGUCUGUCUUGUCUGAAGUCACACGAGUCUUUUAAUUAAGAGAGAAAGCCUGUUUUCCUUUUCCAUGUGGAUUUGAAAUGACUGACUUGCAUGCUGUUUCACUUGAAAUUCAGAUAUAAAAUAAGAUGAAACUGGAUCAGUCAACAGAUGUACACAGGGAGCAGAUUGCAGGAACAUAGCAUUAAUGUCUUCUUAACCACACAGCCAUGCUGAGAAUCACUCCCAACAACCCCCAGAAUGCAAAGCUUAGGAUAAGCUUACAUAAAUAAAAUACAACAACAAGCCACAAGGUGGCACUUUUAGCUAAACAUACUAACGCUAUUUGUGCAUGUUCUUUAAACCUCCAGUGUUAUGGGCAAGGACAAGGAUGUGGAUCCAAGAAAAAAGAUGCAAGAAAUGCCUGACAAUGAGUCUUCAGUUUGCCUAACUACCCAAAAAUGCAGGCUGGUCUGAUCCUGUGCUCUGAACAUGAAACUCGUCUAGUUGAAGAUUUAUUCAAGAACUACAACAGAGUAGUGCGCCCGGUGGAAGAUCAUCGUGAGGCUGUUGUAGUCACAGUUGGGCUGCAGCUUAUUCAGCUUAUUAAUGUGGAUGAAGUAAAUCAGAUUGUAACAACCAAUGUACGCCUGAAACAGCAAUGGACAGAUGUCAACCUAAAAUGGAAUCCAGAAGAAUAUGGUGGGUUGAAAAAAAUUCGUAUCCCAUCUGAGAUAAUCUGGCGCCCCGAUCUUGUUCUUUAUAACAAUGCAGAUGGUGAAUUUGCUAUUGAUCAAUUCACCAAAGUUCUUUUAGAACAUACAGGCAAGAUCACAUGGACACCACCAGCAAUUUUUAAAAGUUACUGUGAAAUUAUAGUCACACACUUUCCAUUUGACCAGCAGAACUGCAGUAUGAAGUUGGGCACUUGGACGUAUGAUGGUACAGUGGUUGUUAUAAAUCCGGAGAGUGAUCGCCCAGAUAUGAGCAACUUUAUGGAGAGCGGCGAAUGGGUGAUGAAAGAUUACCGGAGCUGGAAGCACUUUGUUUACUAUGCCUGUUGCCCUGACACCCCAUAUCUGGAUAUUACCUACCACUUCCUCAUGCAGCGCUUGCCUCUCUACUUCAUUGUCAAUGUCAUCAUUCCCUGUCUGCUCUUCUCGUUUUUAACUGGGUUAGUGUUUUAUCUGCCCACCGAUUCAGGUGAGAAGAUGACUUUGAGCAUUUCUGUUUUGCUGUCUUUGACUGUGUUCCUUCUGGUCAUUGUGGAGCUGAUUCCUUCUACUUCAAGUGCAGUGCCCUUAAUAGGCAAAUACAUGUUAUUUACCAUGGUGUUUGUCAUAGCGUCAAUCAUCAUUACCGUCAUUGUAAUCAACACCCACCAUCGCUCCCCAAGUACCCAUAUUAUGCCACAGUGGGUGAGGAAGAUCUUUAUUGACACAAUCCCAAAUGUUAUGUUUUUUUCAACAAUGAAACGACCAUCCAGGGAUAAACAAGAAAAAAGGAUUUUUACAGAAGACAUUGAUAUUUCGGAAAUCUCUGGAAAACCAUGUCCUGCUGCCGUCAACUUCCACUCCCCACUUACCAAAAACCCAGAUGUGAAAAGUGCUAUAGAGGGAAUCAAAUACAUUGCUGAAACGAUGAAAUCAGACCAAGAAUCCAGUAAUGCUGCAGAAGAAUGGAAGUUUGUUGCAAUGGUAAUUGAUCACCUUCUCCUUGGUAUCUUCAUGCUGGUUUGCAUUAUUGGAACAUUGGCCGUGUUUGCUGGUCGUCUUAUUGAAUUAAAUCAAGAAGGAUGAACAUUAAAUCUAAACGGUGUACUACCCCUGGGCAGGGGUAGCAUAUCUUUGUUUACUUUGUUGGCUUUUAUUGAAUACAUUUCAUUGUUCUACCUGUUGUGUUCUUCCCAGCUGUCUGAAGGUUGCACAGCUAAGAAUCACUUCCCAUGGGGAACAAAUAAAGGAAAAAAUUAAAAUGAUGUUUUCCACACUUGGCA